UUCUGCGCUUCGCUCAGACAAAAAGAAUUCCUCUCCAGUGAAAGUGAGCGAGACAGAUCUUCGGUAGUUCACCUCAGUUUUAUAACUAUUUCUUUCAACUACUGCCAUUUGUCUGAGUGUUUGAUCUAAGACAAUAAUUGUGUGAUUGCCAGAAACCCAGAUUUGUUCCCUGCUAGUAAGUUUUUGAUCCCAUUUCCUCAUUUAAUAAUACUUAAUUACUCUGUUAUACUCUCCCCCACCGACGCAGCACCACAGUUUUUUUAGGAACUACCAUCAAUGCUUGCCUUUCAUAACCGCGGUAACCUGGGGACUAAAGCAUACUACCAAGAUGGCGGCUGUUUUAAUGUUUUCAAUCUUCUUGGCUUAGAAUUGAUUGAUCAAGUCGUCGAGUUUCUUUUGCAAAAGUAACGCCAGCACAAUGUAUCAUCCAUCAAGAGGCGGAGUUCGCGGUGGACAAGAUCAGUUUGAUUGGGAAGAUGUAAAGCUCGACAAGCACCGAGAAAGUUACUUGGGUAAGUGAAAGGUUACAUUGACCUCUAUUCAAUGGUAUAUUGUCUCAAAACAUCGAUAUUAAAUAAGGUGACCACGGACCUUUCUAUGCAACUCUUUUGAAUCCAUGAGCAUGAUAAAUAAAUUAUUUUUCAUUGAUUCGGUUGGGAAAGAAUAUCAAUUUUGACUCCAGUAUUUUCAACUUUAAUACAUGUAAUUUGCGGAGACUAAUCACAAUUUUAGACUACGUUUAUACAAGGUUAACUUUGUGGAAUGUUAAAUUUUUUGUACGUAAUGUAUUAAUAUUUUACUCUGUGUUUUUGACCAUAGGUCAUUCGGUUAAGGCUCCUGUAGGAAGGUGGCAAAAGGGAAAAGAUCUACACUGGUAACUACCAUUAAUACCGUUUACAAACUAAGGAUGUUGUUUUAUUGGCUCUUGUAAGACUGAGUUAUUUUCAGCCAGAGCUUAUAGGCUCUUCAACAAGAGCUGGAGACCAAUAAAAUUUGCCAUCUAUUUCUCAUGAUCGUGCUGCUCACUUUAAUAAAAUAACAGUUGAAUCUGAUUGUUUUUUCAUUAGUUUGCAAUAUGAAGGGCACUAAUAUGCCAAAUGCUCAUUCCCACAACCAAAUCUUUGGAAAUUAUACCAGAGCUCGAGGAAACAUGAUGAAUCUCACUUGGAAGAUCUCUUUCUUACUCCUUAAACAUUGUCAUAAAAGAGAACUUUGCCUUGAUCAAUAUCUGAGCAUGCAUAUAUUUUUGAAUCUGCCCCUUUUUACAAUCUUUCCCCUGGUGUUUUCUUUUCUGUCUACCCAUAUUUAAAUUUUUUCUGAUGUAGAAGGUGAUUGGAUAUUACAGGUACUAUUACUGGGAAUCCUAGAUAAAAACUGAGUUGUUUUAUACACCUUGUUAGAUAACAAUCGUGCUAUAAUGACAUCAAGUUUCCACUUUUGUUUUGCUUUUUGACAUAUUUAAAGCUUGUGGUAUGUUUGUGUCCAAACCUUGCCCUAUCAGAAACCCUGUGGAGCAUCCUUUAAUAUGGUCGUACAGUUAAUUAUUAGGAUGAACAUGUGAAAAGGGUAAUAUGUUUAGCAUCAAAAAGUCAUAUUUAAGAAUCGGUAGCUGGUAAACUUCACAACUACUUGCAAUAUCUUCAUUGGGUAUGUAAGUUGUCAAUUGAGAGAUCAGAAUACCUCUAAUGAGAUGAUUUUCACAAUAUGUAGACUGAGAAUGCAACAUGUUACCCUAGCAUUACUUACUUAUUUAACAAUUCUCAUCAAUCCCUAGAGAAUAUAUUUAGGAAAAUAUAUAUCAUGGGUAAAUAUUCCACAUGAACUUGUAUAGUUUACAACGUACAUGUACUGUAAAAAUGUGAAAUUUUGAAAUGGUCAUAGAAUAACCAAGCAGCAUGAUUUUAACAACAGCAAUACACUAUUUUAUAUUUCAGGUAUACAAAAAGUGGUAAAGGAAACUCAGGAAUGUCAAAGCAAGAGGUAAUGGACCAAUGACUGUAACAGUUAUCACUAAAAUGGUUACAAAAACAAUUGAUUUAAUGAUAAGCAACUAAGCAAAAAUUGGUGGUUAAUUCUUACACUCCUAAGAUCUGAUUAUUAAUUCUUCCCUUCGGCUGCUUCACAUUUCCUUGUAGAUGAGUCAUAAGAAUUUGGUAUUAGAUCAAGAUAACAACUCUUACCAAAUAAGUUUGGGUUAAUUCUCAUAAUCUGUUUCCUGAAUAAGGUAUGGAAAUCAUAAGGGGAAGUUACCUUUUAAUCACUUUUGGGAGCUAAAGGGUGGAGAGGAAUUAUUUUGCAUUGAUUACAAAAGACUGUCUUUGGUGAAGAUUUUAAAAAAGAAACUAUUUUAAUCAAAUAUUUUGAAAUUGUAUUGACUUUCAUUCAAAGUGGUGUUAUUUGUCUUAUAAAUGUUGUGCACUAAACAGUCAAAAUUAGCUUUAACCCUUUAAUUUCCAGAAGUGAUUCACAUGUAACUUCUCCCUUCAACAUCCAUCCAUUAUCCAGCAAACAGGUAAUGAGAAUGCUCAAAUGUAUCAGGUAGAAGUUUUUAUCUUAAUCUAACACCAAAUUCUUGCAACAAAUUUUCGAGGAAAUGUGUAGCAGCUAGAGGGGAGAAUUAACAAUCAGAUCUUGGGAGUUAAAGGGUUAAUAACAGUUUUCUGACUUUUUAUUUUAAAUCUAUAGGAAAAAGAUGCAGUUAAGAGAAUGGAAGCUGAAGCACUUGCAAUAGCACUGUAAGACAACAUGUAAUUGCAUAUUGAAUUAUUAUUAUUAUUAUUUAAUCUAUUAUAUACAUUUGUUAAGAAUACCACUUCAGCAUGUUAAUUUUUUCAUGUAUGGUAAAUUGCCAAGUCGGAUGUCCACAGCCCUUACUGGAAUGUAUUGAUGCAGCACAUGUUAGAUACGAGGUGUUUUUGAGCUGAGCAGCAGUGGAAUAAUUAUUUACUGGUAUAAUACUAUUAGUUUUCUACCACAAAAUAAUGCUGCAAUCAGACUGGUCACGUAACUUGCUAUAUAUUCUUUGGUUCAAUAUUUUGCGGCUUUCAAAAGACUACCUGUAAUUCAAAUGGAAUGCAUUUUUUUUUCUUUAGAGGGAGAGGACCAAGCAGGAAAGUAGCAAGUGGUGUUUCAAAACAGGUUACUAAGAUCUAAAUAGUCUGAGGCCAUUAAUAUGUUACACUUGACUAGUACUGAUGGUAGUAUGUUGCAUGGAGAUGUGUUUAAAUUUUAAAUCUUCCCUCGAAACUGCUCAUCAGCUUUAAAUUACCUCUGCCGAAAAGUUGGUCAAUUUACAUAGAGAAGUCCAGGGUCAGUGCUGGUUGCAGUUGUGUAUUUAGGUGUUACUCUUAAAUCACACAGUGACUCUCCUCCCAAGAGAAUAAUGACUCUGUCAACUUGCACUUCUUGUCACAAGAGCAGUUAAUUACUUAAGUUGAUUCAAGAUCAUUUUACCUGAAUUAAACGUGUAUUUUAAGCUGCUGUAGACUGAGCUGCUAAAUGUAAGACACACCCCUAAAAAUUAAGUGACCACUGAUGUAUAAUUUUUUAGUAACAGCUUCUUAACUUUAAAACAUCACUUUCACCAGGAACUGGCUGAAGUAUGUCGCAAGGGUCAAGUGGAACGUGACUCAAUGGACAUUGAAAGGGUUCAAGGCAUGGGAUUUGGAAGGUAUUACCUCAAUGUUUGAUUCAGGGGUGAUAUAUUAAGAGAAACUUAAUGCCAGUCACUCUUAGAGGUUGAAGGGUAAAGAAAAAAUGUCUUCAAACCUUUUGUGUAUCAUUUUAUUUCUCAUCAGCACAAGAGCUUCUCUUGUAGCUGGGCUGUCUGCACCCAUGAAGGAGACACUGAGUGCCACAGGAUCACAACAGGUGUAGUUCUUGCGGGCAUUAUAAUGAAUUGUUUUUAUACUUCAAUUACCUACAAGUCUAAUGACAGGUCAAGUUUGAUUUUCCUUUCCCGGUCCCAUAAUCUGAUUGGCUCUAAUUGAUGCAAUUUAUUCAUGAAUUGCACCAUUUUUUGCUUUAAAUCACAUUUUUUUUCCCAGCCAAUGAGGAGGCUACACUAAAAACAAAACAACCGAUCAGAUUUCAAGGCUUGUUUAAAGUAACUGAUCAAAUUGCAGGAAAAUGAAAGACAAAGAUUAUCAUGUGGCAAAUUUUGCAACUUUUGUUUCCAAAACUCUUACUUUUUCCCUCCAAAAAAAUGGAUGAAUUUAAUUUCAGACCGGCUCAGUACUGCAUCAAUAAAAUAUUUGAAUGUAUCAAGUCCUGUAUUUGGGUGAUUUCAAAAUGGAUGUAACAAAGUGGUUGAACCUCGUGUCAUGCAAUUUUGGUCUGAAAUCUUACUUGUGAUUUCAAGUCAAACUCGCGCUGCGCACCUGUUUUAUUUUGAAAUCAAGCAUAUGAUUUCAGCCCAAAUUGCACUCCAAUCAGUUCAAUUACCAUUAUUAAUUUUAAGUUAUUGAAAAAUGUUAUUAAUGCUCAGAACAAAAUAUUGCAUUUUUGAUUAAGAGAUGGGGAGACCAUUCCUCUACCAUAUCUUUAAAUAUAUGUUGCUUAAAGUUGUAAAAAAAGUACAUUUUAAGAUCACCCAAAUAAGAUGAGCAAGUCCUUUAAGAGGGAUGUUGAAAUGAGCAAAUCUUUUUUGUUCUGUUUAAGAGUAUUUAACUGGCUAUUUUUUCAUACUGUCAAUUUUUCCUAAUAUUUCUUAUAUGCUUAUAGGAAAGACAUGCAGAUCCUGCAACACCAAGCAAUACAAAGACAGGAGAAGUUUUAAGGAGUGAAAGAGAAGAAGACCAUGCCAGCGAUAAGAUAAAGAGGAAGAAGGAGAAGAAAGAAAAGAAAUCUAAAAAAGAAAAGAAACACAAAAAGAGGAGGCAUGGCGAGGAAGAAAAGAAAAACAAGAAGAACCACAGUGAAGAAGCUGAUAAUGAGCAUAAGAAAUCUAAACAUUCGAGGAAAAGAACACAUGAUCAUGAUAAAGUUAAUCAAAGUAAUUCUAAGAGUGAGAGACAUGAUUCAUCGUCAUCAGGUAGUGAUUCAUGUGAUAAAAGAGACAGAUAUUCCAGGAGACGACAUGAUUCAUCAGAUGGAGACAUAUCAAGGACAACUACUGCAAGGCACAGAGACAGAGGAGAAGAAAGGCCAGGACGACGUAGACAAAGGCAUGACACUGAGUAA
Pocillopora meandrina is the source of this 5181-nucleotide messenger RNA. The record is from the annotation of a GenBank genome assembly. NCBI's taxonomy places the organism in Eukaryota, Metazoa, Cnidaria, Anthozoa, Scleractinia, Pocilloporidae.